This is a messenger RNA of Aspergillus calidoustus, 3637 nucleotides long. The record is from the annotation of a GenBank genome assembly. NCBI's taxonomy places the organism in Eukaryota, Fungi, Ascomycota, Eurotiomycetes, Eurotiales, Aspergillaceae.
AUGGAUCCUUUGUCAUGCGCGGCGAGCGUGAUUGCGGUCAUUCAAUUAGCAGGCGCUCUUGCGGACAUUUGUGGAAACUACAUUAAAAGAGUCAAAAAUGCCCGAAAAGAGAUCAAUGACCUGAAAGGGGAGAUUAACAGCCUUAGAAGUAUACUCGAGUCACUCAAUAACGUUCUCCAUGGACCAGGGGGCGAGAAUCUUAUCGCCCUUCAGAAGAUAUUUGAUGACGUUGGAAAAUGUAACGUCAUUCUAAGAAACUUGGGUGAUAAGAUCAAUCCAGAAACUACACAGAGCUCAAUCAGGAGGCGGGCAUUUCGAUACUGGAAAUGGCCUUUGCAGCGCAUGGAGGUAGAUGAGGUUAUCAGCCAGCUGAAGGGGUGUACGUCACUGUUUGUCGCAGCAUUGCAAAUUGAUCAUGUGCUUUCUACCGACCGAUUUGAACGAAAAUUUGACCUGCGUAGCUUGAAGAUCGUUGAAGAAGCCGCCUACGAUUCUUCCGAGAAUAAACACAAAGAGUGUUUGCCGAAAACCAGGGUUGAAUUGCUUCGUCAGGUUACAGACUGGGCUGAAGCACCUCAAGGAAAAUGCAUCUACCUUUUGAAUGGCGGAGCUGGUACUGGAAAGUCGACUAUUUCUAGGACAAUUGCAAGGCAGCUUAACGAUAAGAGAUUACUUGCCGCCAGUUUCUUUUUCAAAAGAGGUGAAGAGGGCCGAAAUAACGCAAAAUGGCUCUUCUCAACCCUCGCACAACAGUUAGCGAUUGCUAUUCCUGAGCUGGGCCCUGGGAUACAGAAGGCAGUUGAGGCUGAUCCUUAUAUAUCGGGAAAGGUGCCCACAGAACAAUUCAAUAAACUAAUACUCCAACCACUCAUCAAUCUGGAUCUAGGCCGCGCUGUUACUAUGGUGGCUGUAAUUGACGCAUUAGAUGAAUGCCAGUCAGAUACAGACAGUGAUGACCAUAAUAUUAAGGUCCUUCUACGGCUCCUAUCUCGGGCACAAGAAUCAAAGUCCGUCCGUUUACGAUUUUUCCUGACUAGCAGACCCGAGUUGGCAAUUCGCCUAAGUCUUAAGGCGGUUAAAGACAGCCUCCAGAAUGUGGAUCUACACAGCAUUCCUACGUCAGAAAUAACUCAUGAUAUCUCAAUUUUUUUGGAUCAUUCCUUCUCAAGAAUCCGAGAGAAUCAUGAUCUUCCCGCAGAAUGGCCUGGUGAAAAGGCUAUUAACGAUCUUCUUGCAAGAACAGUGCCGCUAUUCAUCUCUGCUGCUACACUAUGCCAAUACAUUGGUGAUAUGAACUGGGAUCCUCGAGACCGCCUUCAAGAAAUCCUUUCAGCCAAGUCCACAUAUGUCUCCAAGAUGGCCAGCACCUACCUUCCUGUCCUUAAUCAACUUUUCAAGGAUCAGGAUAGAUUUGAGGCCCAACAGAUCGCUAAGGAGUUCAGGCAGAUGGUCGGACCUAUAAUUAUGCUUGCUACUCCACUCCCAGUCAAUGGAGUAUCAAAGCUUCUUGGCAUUGAUCCAACCAAGAUCAAAAAGCGACUCAGUCAACUUCAUUCGGUCCUUAUAGUACCAGAUGAUCUGGACACCCCAGUCAAACUUCAACAUCUAUCAUUUCGGGAUUUCCUUCUGGACUAUACAACCAAGGAUGACAAAGAGAGCGAGAAAUUCUGGAUAGACUCUGAGGCAAUACACCAGAAGCUUACCGAUCAAUGUCUAGUGGAUGAUAAGUCUUCUCAAGACUCAAAAUUCCUUUAUGAUGCUAGGCGGUUUGUCCUCAAGAAUCGACAUUUGGCUGAGACCGCACCUCUUCAGCUCUAUACAUCAGGGCUGAUAUUUUGCCCUGGAAACUCAAUAACUAGGAGGAUGUUCAGCAAUAAUCUGUCUAGUCGGUCCCAGUUACCAGAGGUUGAAGAGUCGUGGGGUGCAGAACAGCAGACUCUCGAAGGCCAUUCUGAUUCGAUUCUGCUAGUCGCCUUCUCACCAGACAGCAAGGAACUAGCAUCUAGCUCUAGUGACAACACUAUAAAGCUCUGGGACCCUACAACAGGCGAGCUGCGGCAGAACCUUGAAGGUCAUUCUGAUUCCGUUCGAUCAGUUGCCUUCUCACCAGAUGGGAAGCAAUUGGCAUCAGGCUCUAAUGACAAAACCAUUAUGGUCUGGGACCCUAUGACAGGCGAGCUGCGGCAGAACCUUAAAGGUCAUUCUGGCUUCGUAUCAUCAGUCGUCUUCUCCCCAGAUGGGAAGCAAUUAGCAUCAAGCUCUAGUGAUAAGACUAUCAAGCUCUGGGAUUCCAUCACAGGCAAGCUACAACAGACUCUUGAAGGUCAUUCUGGUUGGGUUCGGUCAGUUACCUUCUCGCUAGAUGGCAGGCAACUUGCUUCAGGAUCUGGUGAUAAGACUAUCAAGCUUUGGGACCCCAUCACGGGCGAGGAGCUCCAAACCUUUGAAGGCCAUUCUGAUCCAAUUCGGUCGGUCAUCUUCUCACCAGAUGGCAGACAGCUCGCCUCUGGAUCUGAUGACAAGACUGUUAAACUCUGGGAUCACACUAUGGUUGAGCUAUCACAGACCCUUGAAGGUCAUUUUGACUCAGUCUGGUCAAUUGCCUUCUCACAAGAUGGCAAGCAAGUAGCAUCAGGCUCUGAUGAUAAGACCAUUAGGCUCUGGGACCGAAUGACAGGCAAGCUGCAGCAUAUCCUUGGAAGCCAUUCUGGUUUUAUUCGGUCAAUUGCGUUUUCACCAGAUAACAGGCAGCUAGUAUCAGGCUCUAGUGACAAGACUAUCAGGCUCUGGGAUCCCAUUACAGGCAAGCUGCAGCAGACUCUUAAAAGCCAUUCUGAUUGGGUCUUAUCAGUUGCCUUCUCACCAGAUGGCAGGCAACUAGCUUCAGGCUCUAGUGACAAUACUAUUAAGCUAUGGGACCCUACUACAGGCACGCUGCAGCAGACGCUUGAAGGCCAUUCUAGUUGGGUUAUAUCAGUCACUUUCUCACUAGAUGGCAGGAAACUAGCCUCAGGCUCUGGCGACAACACUAUUAAGCUCUGGGACCCUACUACAGGCAAGCUGCGGCACACUCUCAAAGGCCAUUCUGAUCCAGUUCGGUCACUUGCCUUCUCACCAGAUAGCAGGCAACUAGCAUCUAGCGCAGAUGACAAGAGCAUCAAGCUUUGGGACCCCGCCACGGGUGAACUGCAGCAAACACUAGCGGGUCAUUCUGGAUGGGUGUGGUUCAAAGCCGGUGCUGGUAUAUCUGUAUUGCGUGAUCAAUGGCUUUGUCUUCAGAGGAGGAAAAUCCUUUGGCUACCACCGGCAUAUCGUCCGGUGUGUUUUGCCCUAAACAAUGGACUUCUUGGUCUCGGUCAUGCGUCUGGCAGGGUUUCUCUUAUAUCAACGGCUGGGAUUCUUGAUUGAUUCAAGGAAAUCCGAAUUACGUAUUUCUUGUGAUUUCCAACCUCUCAAUGCAACGAGGAUAUGUUAGCUUAGUGAAUUUAUGCUUUAUGCUUUUCUGCUCUGCUGAGAGUAUAUGUAAGGUAAGGGGCGGGUUCAUUCCCUAGGAUCAUGUCAUGGGUGAACUCCAGUUUAGAGGGUCGAGAUUGGGAGCCAUCUGUGUGGGCUCUGAGGAUGUUUGAUGUGAUUCUCC